Hyla sarda is the source of this 1399-nucleotide messenger RNA. RefSeq names its product LSM10, U7 small nuclear RNA associated (gene LSM10). The transcript has 4 exons. The coding region runs from base 131 to 574 and encodes 147 amino acids. Gene Ontology annotation, molecular function: U7 snRNA binding; histone pre-mRNA DCP binding. Gene Ontology annotation, cellular component: cytoplasmic U snRNP body; nuclear body. NCBI's taxonomy places the organism in Eukaryota, Metazoa, Chordata, Amphibia, Anura, Hylidae. Gene Ontology annotation, biological process: mRNA 3'-end processing by stem-loop binding and cleavage. The record is from RefSeq and is a predicted model, not a curated record.
AGCGCGACUAUUGUGUCUGGAAACAGCACCACCAUCAUCUUUUCCUCAGUUUCUGUGGAACACAUUAAACUGAAGCUCCAGGACACGUAGCUUUAUUUUCUACAAUUACAUCGAUCUGCUCCCUAAGCAGAUGGCGCAGAGUGGUAACAAGGGCCUUCAAUCAAGCCGAGGGGGCGUCACUAUGGCCGGAGAGACAGGACCUGGUGCAAUCAUGGAGGUCAGUCACUCUGUUAAGGAGAGAACAAUUGCUGAAAACAGCCUAGUAAUUCUUUUGCAGGGGUUGCAUGGACUUGUCACCACUGUUGACUUACGGAAUGAAAGCUCUGCUACGGGGAUAAUAUUAAAUGUAGAUGCUUUUAUGAAUAUACGCCUGAAAAAAGUUAUCUACACAGAUCGCCAUGGCCAGAAGGCUAAACUAGAUGACUUGUUUGUUACUGGACGCAAUGUGAGGUAUGUUCAUAUCCCUGAAGAAGUUGACAUAAUCCAUACUAUUGAAGAACAGCUGAAGAAGAUACAAAGUGUACGGGGGUUUGCAAAGGGAAGAAAAGAAUUUUCUUCAAAAAAGUCCAAGUGAUAUUAAUGAUUGACAGGGACCUUUAUUUCUCUCACUUAGUUUGCAACAGAGCUCUCCUUUUCAUGAGGUCUCUGCUUGGUGGUUGAAAGCUUCUGGAAUUUAGAUGCAUGUCCUUUUUGGAGAGGUGUGGGGUUUUUUCGUUUCCCUUUUAGCGAACAUGUGUAGCUUUACUCAUACUUCAAUAUAAAUAUAGUUCUCAUCUGUCAAUCUUGUUGGGUGUUUUAAUGUUCCAGAUAAGUGUGUCUUGUUUCUCUCUUUCUGUGAGAAUAAAAAAUACACUGCUCAAAAAACUAAAGGGAACACUAAGAUAACACUUCCUAGAUCUGAAUGAAUGAACUAAUCAUAUGAAAUACUUUCAUCUUUACAUAGUUGAAUGUGCUGACAACAAAAUCACCCAAAAUUAUCAAUGGAAAUCAAAUUUAUCAACCCAUGGAGGUCUGGAUAUGGAGUCACACCCAAAAUCAAAAUGGAAAACCACACUACAGGCAGAUCCAACUUUAAUGUAAUGUCCUUAAAACAAGUCAAAAUGAGGCUCAGUAGUGUUUGUGUCCUCUACGUGCCUGUAUGACCUCCCUGCAACACCUGGGCAUGCUCCUGAUGAGGUGACGGAUGGUCUCCUGAGGGAUGUCCUCCCAGACCUGGACUAAAGCAUCUGCCAACUCCUAGACAGUAUGUGGUGCAACGUGGCAUUGGUGGAUGGAGCGAGACAUGAUGCCCCCGAUGUGCUUAAUUGGAUUCAGGUCUGGGGAACGGGCAGGCCAGUCCAUAACAUCAAUGCCUUCCUCUUGCAGGAACUGCUGACACACUCCAGUAGAGGUGCUCCGG